AUGAUAACCCCUGACCUUGAGAGUGGGGUCAAAGUGUGGCACCUGGUCAAGAACCACGAGCAUGGAGACCAGAAGGAGGGAGACCGUGGCAGCAAGAUGGUCUCCGAGAUAUACCUGACCAGGCUGCUGGCCACCAAGGUAACACCCAGCUUACAUAUUUCUUUAUGUACCAAGCGUUGUCCCUCCAUAUUUCAAUUAUACUACAGUAUAUAUUUCAAUUAUACUACAGUAUAUAUAUAUACAUUACAGUGGUUUUGGUUUACAUAACUGGUGGUACGGUCCUGUAUUUUGGAUCCCAUGGUUAGUGACAGACUUUCAUCUGCUUAGGUUAUUGCCUAUUCAUUUAGGAAAUCAGUUGUUGUUUAGUGAGUUUAUGUAUGUCUGACCUGGUGUGUCCAUUGUUUUUACCCAGGGUACACUGCAGAAGUUUGUGGAUGACCUGUUUGAGACGUUGUUCAGUACCGUCCACCGGGGUAGCGCCCUGCCCCUCGCCAUCAAAUACAUGUUUGACUUCCUGGACGAGCAGGCGGACAAACACGGCAUCCACGACCAAGAUGUCCGCCACACAUGGAAGAGCAACUGGUGAGGAACCUGGAGGAUGUAGAAUAGGAAUGAUAGGAUGCAUCAAUAGGCUGUAUAAUGUAUGAUGUGAUGUGUAUCAAUCAGAGGAUGAUACACUGAGUCAUCUGUAAGAAACUUUCCAAAAUAUAACAUUACUGGAUUCUACCUGUCUGGAGUUAAGAGCCUCAAGCUCCUCCCUAAAGCCAGCACUUUAGUGACCCAGAAAGAGGAGAGAAAUACAGUACUGAUAGUUAGUGGAUUCUGACUCAGUGCUUUCAUGACCCAGAGAGUGAAGAAAAAUACUGAGAGGGGAUUCUGACUGACUAAUUUCUGUGCCCUCUCUCUCAGCCUCCCGCUGCGGUUCUGGGUGAACGUGAUCAAGAACCCCCAGUUUGUGUUUGACAUCCAUAAGAGCAGCAUCACAGACGCCUGUCUGUCUGUGGUGGCCCAGACCUUCAUGGACUCCUGCUCUACAUCAGAGCACCGCCUGGGCAAGGACUCCCCCUCCAACAAGCUGCUCUACGCUAAAGACAUCCCCAACUACAAGAGCUGGGUAGAAAGGUAAGAGUGAGACAAAAUAUACACAUACAAUUCUAUUUCCUAGUUUUCUUACCCCUCAUGAACAAUUUUAGUCCUGGAUACACUUGCAGUAUGUUUAAGCAAUAAGGCAUGAGGCGGUGUGGUAUAUGGCCAAUAUACCACAGCUAAGGCCUGGUCUUACGCACGACGUAACACGGCGUGCAUAUAUCACAAACCCCUGAGGUGCCUUAUUGCUAUUAUAAACUGGUUACCAACGUAAUUAAAAAAUAAAUGUUUUGUCAUACCCGUGGUAUACGUUCUGAUAUACCACGGCUGUCAAUCAAUCAGCAUUCAGGGCUCGAACCACCCAGUUUAUAAUAAGUAUUAUAUAUGUACUCCACAGGAGGUUGGUGGCACCUUAAUUGGGGAGGAUCGUGGUAAGGGUUGGAGCGCAAUAAGUGGAAUGGCAUCAAAUACGUGGUUUCCAUGUGUUUGAUGCCAUUCCAUUCGCUCCUUUCCCGCCAUUAUUAUGAGCCGUCCUCCCCUCAGCAGCCUCCUGUGAUGUACUCGUAAAAUGUGAGGAAUAUGUAGAAGAAUGAGGCUCAACUUUCCAGCAAAGAAUUCUGGUGUAGAUUGUUUCGCCUCUCUGCAUGUUGAAACUGAGUGCCGCCCCCUGUGUGUGCCUCCAGGUACUACGCGGACAUUAACCGUCUGCCAGCCAUCAGUGACCAGGACAUGAAUGCCUAUCUGGCAGAGCAGGCCAGGCUCCACUCCACAGAAUUUAACAUGCUCAGUGCUCUCAACGAGAUCUACUCCUAUGUCUCCAAAUACAGCGAGGAGGUGAGUCCUAACACACACAUAGACAAUAAUGGCCAUUCUUAUAACAGGCUAGGACAUGCUAUAGUCUUAUCGCCUCUCCUCUUCAGUCAAGUCUAGUUCAAGGUCAUUCCUAACUAAUUUACAGUGUUUCAAAUACUUUCAGAGAUGCCAAGAGUUUCUCUGAUCUUAUGGUAUUCAUCAAAAUAACCAUACCCCCCUCCGCCACGUCACAUAACCCAUCCUAAGUGCCAUAUGCCCUGGGCCAGUGAGCGCUGUGGGUGGAUGAUAUGUGGAGGAGAGACAGGAACAGCGGCUGUACAAGCAGCUCAGCAUGCUACUCCAUCCCCUGAGUGGUGUGAAGGAACACAGCCCUGUUCUCUCUCUCUCUCUCUCUCUCUCUCUCUUUCUGUGUGGCUCUCUUGAGCAGAAUCAAGACGUGGCAGAUGCCUUGUCUCAGAUCACAGGGAGAGUGGAGAGGGGGGUUGAGGGAAAGAAAGAACGAGAGAGAGAGAGGGCAAAGAGAGAGAGAGAAAAAUGGAGAGAGAAAAUUUGGGAGAAAAUGAGGGAGAACAUUUGAGAGAGGGAGAGGGAUGGGAGAGUCUGACAAAGAAGAGACGGAGAGAGAGAGAGCGAAAGAGAAAAGGUUCUGUAAUGGAAACGUUCCGGAUGUAAUGUCAGCACCUCUUCUGAGAGCCAUUAGUCUGACCUUUAUAUGAGACCACAUUCACAAGACUAAGAGCCCACUCCCUCUUCUCUCUCCCUUUCUAUUCCAUUUAUCUAUCUCUCUUUCACUCUCUCCUCUCUGUUUCUCUCUCUUCUUCCCUAUCUGCCCUAAGAGCUUGAAGCUGCUGCCACUAGAGCUAGCGCUCACUUCUACUCUCUCUCAUUUUACCUCUCAGAGACCACCUCUCCUACUCUCUCUCGUUUUACCUCUCAGAGACCACCUCUUCUACUCUCUUUUUUUACCUCUCAGAGACCACCUCUCCUACUCUCUCUUGUUUUACCUCUCAGAGACCACCUCUUCUACUCUCUCUCAUUUUACCUCUCAGAGACCACCUCUCCUACUCUCUCUCGUUUUACCUCUGAGACCACCUCUCCUACUCUCUCUCGUUUUACCUCUCAGAGACCACCUCUUCUACUCUCUCUCAUUUUACCUCUCAGAGACCACCUCUUCUACUCUCUCUCUCAUUUUCCCUCUCAGAGACCACCUCUUCUACUCUCUCUCGUUUUACCUCUCAGAGACCACCUCUCCUACUCUCUCUCGUUUUACCUCUCAGAGACCACCUCUUCUACUCUCUCUCAUUUUACCUCUCAGAGACCACCUCUUCUACUCUCUCUCUCAUUUUCCCUCUCAGAGACCACCUCUUCUACUCUCUCUCGUUUUACCUCUGAGACCACCUCUUCUACUCUCUCUCGUUUUACCUCUCAGAGACCACCUCUUCUACUCUCUCUCAUUUUACCUCUCAGAGACCACCUCUUCUACUCUCUCUCAUUUUACCUCUCAGAGACCACCUCUUCUACUCUCUCUCAUUUUACGUCUCAGAGACCACCUCUUCUACUCUCUCUCAUUUUACCAUCUCGCACUUUCUUCCCGCUUUGUUUCCUUCUCUUUUAUCUCAUGCUCUUCCCCCACCUCUAGCUUUCUUUCUCUCUCUCUCACACACACAGACACACACAAACACACACACACACACACACACACACACACACACACAAACAAAGACACACAGACACACACACAUACACACACACAGACACACACUCAUGCCCUCGCUCUGUCUCUCCUCUUCUCUCUCUCUCUCUCUCUCUCUCUCUCUCUCCGGGGCACGGUGUGAAAAGGCCCUUAUCAUUGGCCGUCGGUUGUUUGUUCCAUUCCUGGCUCCUUGUGCGGCCCCUCUAGCAGGCUAGCGCAGUGCUAAAUGGAUUUGUGGGAUGGCGGAGGGAGGGAGGGAAGGAAGGAAGGAGGGAGCUGAACCUGCAUACAUCACAACAGAUUAAUAAUAGAUUGAUAUGAGGAGGAGAGGAGAGGGGGAUGAGGAGGAGAGACUCCGCUGGGCUCUGCUCUGCCAGCUCUAAGAGCACUUAGGCAGAUGAGAGGGAGACAACAGGCAGGGAGGCAUGCAGUGUACUAUGGGACAGGCUGCUGGAGCUAUGUACAGACUGCAAACAGACCUUAAGAGAAACUAGUCUUAAUUAAUGUCCCCACAAUGUUUUUAGAACAAUGCCUAGUUAUGAGAACAUUGUGGAUUCCUGGGGGUGCAUAGAAACCUUUUUCAUCCCUUUUUCUUGUCCACGGUUCACAAUCACAUACAAUACAUUUCUGUCAUAUAGAAAAUGGAGAGAUGUGCUGCAUUAGCAUUGAUCCAUACCUUUAAUCAGUGUCACUUUAUAUUGACUCACUGUGUGGCAUGGCCCGUACCUGUGAUCUUAUUGGGUAUUAUUUCUCCUGUUUGAUAUGAGCACAUGAAAAAGCACCGCCAGCUCCCGCGUUGUCACCCUGGCGUACAUACAGCGUGUUCUGACUGUGUGACACCGCAGACAGCAGAGAGGAGACCCUGUUGGUGGAUUCCCCUUUGAAUAACUUGACAAAUGGCACGUUUUUACAGAGGGACAACAGCAUAAGAUGAUACAGAGAAAAGGCAUUUCAUGAGUUGAAUUCCUCGGUUAUGUGCUACUCUCUCUGACAGAGACAAUUAUAUUUCCUCUUUAAUGUUAUAUUCAGGAAAUAAAAAUCCCACAUGAUCCCACCCAUCCAACAAACAGUGAAGUGUGGAUAUUUUGUAUGGUGACUGGCACAGACCAGAGUCAUAUAUGAAGACUAUAUGAAUGUGAUCCCUUACUGUUGAGUCAGCGUUGACUAUGGAGCUAACUCAGAGUUGUAAAUUCAGCAUUGCAUGAGUUAGCAUACUCUAAGCCAGUUGACAUACAAUGGACAUUAUGGAGUCCUAAUUCAAUUUAAGUCAAUACAACUUCAUUUAUUCCCAUCAGGGGCAUUUAAGAAAAGCAAAGCCAAAUUACAAAUGUCAACGUCCUCCACAUAUAACACUGUAACAGACAACAGACAUCGCAUUCCUCAAUACAUCUGUAUGUCUUCCCUGGGUUGAGUAUGAAACUGAAGCAUAUUAUUGGCCUGGGUUCACAGUAGGUUGACUUCCUGGUUUGACUGUGUUAGGAGUGACACUAAAGCAAGUUGUUGUCCUGUCUUCCCCCCUCCCAGAUCACCAUGGCCCUAGAGCAGGACGAGCAGGCUAAGAAACAGCGUCUGGCCUACAAGGUGGAGCAGCUCAUCUCAGCCAUGUCCCUGGAGAGCUGA
Coregonus sp. 'balchen' is the source of this 5212-nucleotide messenger RNA. The record is from the annotation of a GenBank genome assembly. NCBI's taxonomy places the organism in Eukaryota, Metazoa, Chordata, Actinopteri, Salmoniformes, Salmonidae.